AGAUAAAGCAAAUACUGGGCUGAAACAGGACUCUUGGUUUUAAACACAUCAAUGAUUUAUCUGAAAUAUGCCUCAAGGUCUAUUAUUUUAGCUCUCAAAGUGGUGAACACACAGACUAGAAUUCUUUCCCAGUACAAGUUUAUUUAUGUUGGAGGGAAUUAGAUUGGCACAGUUCUAGGAUGUGUGCACUGUGUUCACGCGUAGUCAGCUUCUUCUGGUAGAUGGAGAGAGGGAGAGGGCUGGGGCAGGAGGAAAGGUUCAGGGAGACACCGUUAAGCCUUUCUUCCAUGACUGGAUGUUUAACACAACUGAGAAGAACACUCUGCUCUUGUCCAAACACCGUCACAGUGUGAGGAACACCAGUCCCCCACUGUCACUCGUCUCUGCCUGAGUGAAGAGACGAAAUGCUUAUUCCAAGUGCAACUUACAGAAUGACGUAAAGAAGGGAUGGAAUAAGCAUCUUUAUAUGGUAAACCUGCUAUAAGGACAGCACAAGGAUUUCUAAGGUCCUCUAUAGCAAGACCUCCUUUGCCCAGGUGGAGCAGCUUGACAUCAGCAUUUUCAACCCAUUCUGGGCCACUGAGUGUCAUGGAUGUGCUGAACCUGUGGCAGGAUGACCCAGAGGAGCUGCUGCUGGACCUGGGCUUUGGUGCAGAGGAACCGGACAUUACAGUGAGGAUCCCAGCCCGCUUCAUCAACCAUCAGUCCAAGGCUCGUGGCAUCAACAUCCAGCUGUUCCUGGAAGCACAGAAGAACCGCAUGGACAUUGAGAAUCCAGACGUCAGCAACCGGUUCAGACAGCUAGAGGUGCUACAGCAGGUCACUACAGCCUUCAAUUCCCUGGUUGGAGGCUCUGCUCAGGUUGCAGAAAAGCCAGGAGAAGCCCCAGUCUCAGCAGAAACCAAAGAGAGGAGGAAACGGGUUGGAAUGCUGCUACGCAAAGCCUCCAAGAAGUCCUUGAGCCAAGCGCCCGCUGCCCAAGACCACCAGCCGCUCUCCCCUCCGCUGACAGGCCCGUCCUCUAUCCCAGAUCUACCUGCAGAUCCUCCACAUGACAAGCGAAGCCCUGUAAAGCGUGCCAGGCAGUGUCUCCCUGACAGUGCCAGCCUCAGCCCGCUGGUAGAGGAGCAAAGCUCUGUCCCAGAAACAGCAGAACCCACCCUGACCACCCCUCUGCCUCAGUGCCAGAGUAGCAGUCAGAGGGGAGCCAGAGAGCCACACAACAUAGCCUCCACACAAAGGAGUCCAGGCGAGCCUGCAGAGUCUUUUGAGCUGGAAGAGAUCCAGAGCUUUGACGAGGGAAGCAUAGCAGGGAGUUGCACUAGCCCCACUGACCACUCAGGUAACGAACGAUCGUGCCUCUCCCGGGUCAGUUCAUGUGUGCUGAGGACGAAUAGUUGUCAAUCAGACAGCAGUGGGUUUCUGGAGGAGCCAAUUGUUCCUGCAUUUUCUCAGCACCCCAGCCCCGGACCUGAGCUAAUGAAGGUUCUGAAUGCCAUGUCGGGAGAUAGUACAGACAGCCAGCAGAAGAGUGUGGAGCAGGAGGAGACAGAGUUCCACUCUUCAGAUCCCCAGAGUUCCUCUGAGAGUCUGCUUGAACAAACUGAAUCCUGUGAACCACACUCAAACAUCGAUUCUUUGAAGGAAAUGACCCACAGCAAGCUAGUGAUGAGUGAAGAAGGUGCUACAGAAAGUUAUUUGCAGGACACUGAUCGGAUAGACAUGAAUGUUGCUGAUAACUGUGUUGAGGAAAGUACCACAUCACAGGAUAGUGGUCAAGUAGAUUGUUUGGUAGGUAUGAAUGUUGGCCAGAAGGACAUUGCUGAAGACUAUGUUGAGGAAAGUACCACAUCACAGGACACUGAUCAAGUAGAUUGUUUAGUAGACAUGAAUGUUGCCCAGAAGGACAUUGCUGAAGACUAUGUUGAGGAAAGUACCACAUCACAGGACACUGAUCAAGUAGAUUGUUUAGUAGACAUGAAUGUUGCCCAGAAGGACAUUGCUGAUGAAAAUAUUGGAGAAACAAGAUUACAGGACACUGGUAAAGUAGACGGUUUGGUAAAUGCAAAUGUUGUGCAGAAGGACACUGCUGAAUACUAUACUAGAGAAAGUACCACAUCACAGGACACUGGUCGAGUAGUCGGUUUGGUAGAUAUGAAUAUUACCCAGAAGGACAUUGCUGAAGACUGUGUUGAAGAAAGUACCUCAUCAUAUGACACUGGCCAAGUAAGCUGUUUGAUGGAUGUGAAUCUUGCACAGAAGGACAUUGCUAAAGACUGUAUUAGAGAAAAUAUUACAUCACAAGACACUGAUCGAGUAGACUGUUUGGUAGACGUGAGUGUUGAAAAAAAGGACAUUACUGAAAAUUACACAGGAGAAAGUACCAGAGCACAGAACUCACCAAAUCCACCUCCUGAUGUGGUUCCAGAAGGUGAUUCUUGGAUGAAGGUACUAAAAUCAGACUAUCCUCUUUUUAACACAGGGUCAUCUCCCUCUGACAUUACAGAACCUGAAGUAGCUUCCUCUACAGAAGCCAAUAAGACAAACAGUGGGGCUCUGUACUCUGGACGUUCCGUCUCUGUACAGAUGCGCUCCUCCCUGGCCUCUGUUUCCCAGAGUUCCCUGAGAGGAAGCCUUAGCCACAGCCCUUCCCUAGGGCCCACCUCCCCUAGCAGCACCCAACAUGGAAGACAGUCCUUCUCCCAUAGGGUCCAUUCAGAUGUGGACAACCCUUCAGACCCUCUCAGCGGUCCCACCACCCCCACACCAUCUCAACUAGUGACCCCAUCACCCCAGCGUUCUCAGGAGAGCUCUAGAGGCCUCCAGAAUUUCCGGUUGCGCUCCACGUCUUUGGACAUGGGUACGUCAUACGAUGAGGACAGGCGUUGGGAGGGGGCGCUGUGGGCCGGCGCUCAGUGCUGCUGCUCCUGUGACCACAACUGUGGCUGCUGCUGCAAGAACAAGAGUGGUCAUAAGCAGCACUCCGGCACCAUGGGCCAGCUGCACACAGCCUUCAGUCUGCCAUAUUCUUUGGAUGAAUUGGAGGGCAUGAUGAGAUGUAUGAGGAAGUUCCGGCGGGUGUUAUCAGAGAUCGAGGAGAGGCUGGAAGAAGAGCAGACGUCAGUGCUCAGCUCUUUGUCAGAUGCGCACAGGGCAGAGGUGCAGGAUGUGUUGGAACUGAGGACAGCUGUCAAACAGGAAGCAGUGUUGCUGGAGCAGCAGCUAACUGAUCUGGUCCAUGCUUAUGAUGACAAUAUUAAAAUGAAGCUGAACAGGCUUUUGGAUGAGCAGUCUCAGUUGUGCUCCCAGUUGCAGAUUACUCCUUCUGACACACCUCACUCAGCCCACAUCUCCAUGAGAAGUGUGGCCAUUCAGUGCUCCUUGCUGCCCAUGAUGGACACCACACAGUCAUGCCUCUUUCAGCAAGCCACCAAAGAUGCAAAUCUCACCCACCAUGAUGAAUGGAGCCCUGGCAGCAAGGCUGACAAGCUGGACUUUGUGGGGUUUAUCAAAAGUUUAAAGGAUGUAUCCAUCAGCAAUGACUCAUUGGAAUGAAAAGUUCCUCAGUGUCAAGAGUGAAGAGAAUAUUUGCACCGUGGUGUAGUAUUUUGGAGUUACAGUUUAAUUUUGUUUUCUAUUUUAAAAUAUUUUAUGAAUUGAUUUAUUUUUUUAGUGUAAUGCACUGAGACAUGCUGUAAAUCUUUACGACCAAUAAAGAACAUUCAACGUAAAAAACGAACACCAUUUCUGUUCUGAUAUUGUGCACAUUGUCCACAUGGGUCGCCCUUUAAAAUAUGA
Colossoma macropomum (tambaqui) is the source of this 3798-nucleotide messenger RNA. RefSeq names its product ITPR interacting domain containing 1 (gene itprid1). Gene Ontology annotation, molecular function: signaling receptor binding. The transcript has 13 exons. The coding region runs from base 589 to 3555 and encodes 988 amino acids. NCBI's taxonomy places the organism in Eukaryota, Metazoa, Chordata, Actinopteri, Characiformes, Serrasalmidae. The record is from RefSeq and is a predicted model, not a curated record.